Messenger RNA from Sporisorium graminicola, 837 nucleotides. RefSeq lists its product as uncharacterized. Lineage: Eukaryota; Fungi; Basidiomycota; Ustilaginomycetes; Ustilaginales; Ustilaginaceae. The record is from RefSeq and is a predicted model, not a curated record. The transcript has a single exon. Bases 1 to 837 code for a protein of 278 amino acids.
AUGUCAAACACUCUAGCAUUGUGCGGUAUCGUCCUCCUGUGUAUCGUUGCUGCUCAAGCGCGACCUGUGGUGGAAGGCCAGGCAGCAGUCAACGUCAAGCGAUCUCCUUCACCAACGCCGCUUCCUCGCGUGCCGACACUCAAUCCGCGUUCAACACCGGACGAAGUUUACGAGUUCUACUCGCCACGCCACAUGCCAGCUGACGAUCCUGUCGGAUGGUCACUCAACCGACGAGCCACACCGGUUAAGCGACAAGACCAACCAUCUGUACCGCUCGCAUCGCUCGGCCCACCUAACUUCCCCUCGGACAUCCCCUCGUGCCCGAAGUGCCAAGACCGCUACUCGUCGCUCUCGUCCUGCAUGGGUGCCUCCGCCGUGUUCGCCAACGCCAGCUCGAUCUUCAACAACCCGAUCGGAUACAUCAACGUGAUCAAGUGCGCCUGUACCGACACGUUCCAAGCCGUCUACCCGCAGUGUCUCGACUGCUUCCAGCGCACGGAUCAGUGCUACUACCUCGGCACCGACCCACAGGGGACGGGCGCCAACAAGGUGAUUUCGAAUCUGAGAAGCAUCUGCGGCUUGGGAUCGGCGUUGCUCGGCGGCGUCGCCUCAGCUAACAAUGAUGUGGGGACCAGUGUGCCCGCGAACCCGGGGACAUACACGGAUGUCUCGACGACGGGCGCGGGGUACAAGGACUCGAGCACCGGUGCUAUUUUCCAGAGUUCGGGUGGGAGGUCGGCGGUGGACGAGGCGUUGAGAGGGUGGAAGGUGGCGGGGUUGGCGGUGGCUGCGACUGGGUUGAUGAUGGUUGGCGGUGCUGCUAGAAUCUUCCUCUAG